Scylla paramamosain (green mud crab) is the source of this 1878-nucleotide messenger RNA. RefSeq names its product putative nuclease HARBI1. The coding region runs from base 164 to 1393 and encodes 409 amino acids. Lineage: Eukaryota; Metazoa; Arthropoda; Malacostraca; Decapoda; Portunidae. The record is from RefSeq and is a predicted model, not a curated record. The transcript is spliced from 2 exons.
AAUGGUGGCCAUUCACGAGGAGAUUUGAUCGCUCAGAACUGACAGAUAUGGAAUGCGGCAGAUCAAAUCUGUCGCUCUACCCGCCCACUAACGUAGGGACCAUAGCUCAUGCGUCCGCCGUCCAGUGGUCGGUCAGUGCCAGUGGUGAUUGGAGUACUAAAUCAUGGAUCCCGACAAACGUAAAGCAUUUGCUGCAUUGGUGAUAUGUGAAGCAAUGAAACCAAAAAAACGAAAGAAAUCAUUUUGGGCAAAAGAAUGGUAUAAAAACAGAGACACAUAUUCCCAUAUAACACUUUUGAAAGAAUUGAAGGAAAACAACCCAGAUGAUUACAAAAACUAUUUAAGAAUGUCGGACGAUGUCUUUCAAGAUUUACUUGUCGCCGUUACCCCUUUCAUAGAGAAGAAAGACACAGUGAUGAGAAAGGCAAUAAGUCCCGAACAAAGACUGAUAGCAACAUUGAGAUUCGUAGCUACUGGCAGGUCCUUGGAAGAUCUGAAAUAUUCCACUGCUGUUUCUCCACAAUGUCUGGGAGUCAUCAUACCUGAAACCUGCAGAGCUAUAUGGCAUGCCCUGCGUGACAAAUAUAUGAAGUUUCCUUCAACGCAAGAGGAGUGGCUGGCUGUUGCAGCAGAUUUCGAGGGCUACUGGAAUUUCCCCAACUGCGGAGGCGCAAUUGAUGGCAAACAUAUAAGGAUUACUUGUCCUUCAAAAGGCGGGUCAUACUACUAUAAUUACAAAGGCUUCAAUAGCCUAAUAUUAAUGGCUAUUGUGAACGCUAACUAUGAAUUUAUUAUGGUAGAUGUUGGAAAGAAUGGUAGAAUGUCGGAUAGUGGCGUUAUUCAAACUACAACAUUCUAUCAGAAACUCCAUCAAAAAGAGCUUAAUUUGCCUACGACGGACAUGACGAAAGAAGGCUUCAAUUUCGUCUUUGUAGGGGACGAUGCCUUUGCUUUGCAUGAGCAUUUGUUAAAACCAUUCCCUCAGAAAGGCAUGACUCCUCAGAUGCGUAUCUUCAAUUAUCGGGUAUCCAGAGCUAGGCGUGUCGUGGAAAAUGCAUUCGGCAUUUUAGCUAACCGCUUCCGCAUUUUUCACACAGCAAUUAAUAUGACGGCUGACAAAAUAGAGGACGUCGUUAUGGCUUGCUGCGUUUUACACAAUUUAUUGCGCAUGAACAAUAAAGCUGCUUAUACACCUCCCGUUAUGGUUGACCGAGAAGAUAUUGAGGGUGGAAACAUAAUACCAGGUGUUUGGAGAGAGGGAAAUGCAGCACUUGUUCCUUUGCAAGUCGGCCAAAAUCGCAAUGUAUCAUCUGGCGCCAAAGAAAAUAGGGAUAAGUAUGUUGCCUAUUUUAACAGCACUGGCGCAGUACCAUGGCAGAAUAAUAUGGCAUGAUAUAUCUAUGUCAAUGAUCUAAGCUAUGUAUUGUAUUUAGCCUAUUGAAUAUAAGCUUUGAGUUAUGGAAAUAUUUUACAUACCUUCUCUUCGACAUCAGGCUGCCUAGUCUGAAAAUCAUCCUCUGGUGGCUGGGUAUCUUGCACCGCAUCAUCAAUACUGCAGAGUGAUUCACGUGGUUCUUCAUGAUCACCAGUAAAUUCAAGCAAUUUGUAGUACCACAGUUUUGGCACGUAUAUGUCACUCGCACCAGCACCGGAUUUUUUCGAACUUUGAACUUUAGCAUGUUCUUUUCGGAAAGCAUUUCUUAGGUUUGCUAUUUUCUUUUUGACAAAUUUUACAUCACAUUCAUUAUCUAUCUUUCGGCACAAAUCUACAAGACUCUGGUAGGCUACAACCCGCUUGUCACGAUUGAGAUAAUCGGGGGAUUUUACUUGCCACAAGCACGUAUGUAUUUUAUAAAGUUCAAUAAAUUCUGUUACAAA